CGGGCGCGUCAGGCGGGGGCGCCGCGGUUCCGGGGCGCAUGAAGGCGGAAGCCGCAGGCGGAGGCCGCCGCCGCCGCUCUCGGUAAUUAAAAAUGCAUGAUGUGACUAAAGUAGUUGAACAAAGCAGCCUUGCCAGCUCGCUCAAGAGUCCCAGAGCACGUACCAUCGGCUAACUGAUAAACUGUGUUUUGGCAUAGUAACUAUGCCUGGUUCUAUGGAAGGUUGACAGAUAUCUGUAGAUGUAGAGCUAAACAUUGAGGACCACACUCCAUCCUCAGACUGGAGAAAGCUGAAGCCUUAACGUAGGUUUGAGGAUGGGAAGAUUUCAUUCUGCUGCAGCUUUUGGCUGAACAUUUCUGCCUGGGAUGGCGGAGGAUCAGGAGCUGACUCAGCCACACAAAGCUCAACUCGAGUCCUCCCUUCAGCAGCGCACCAGCAACACAUACCGCAGUGCGGAGCACUCUCAGGCUUUGCUCAGUGGCUUGGUAUCUCUCCGAGACAGCAGCAUCCUCUUUGAUGUAGUUCUUGUAGUGGAAGAGAAACCUAUUGAGGCUCAUCGGAUACUGCUAGCUGCAUCUUGUGACUAUUUCAGAGGAAUGUUUGCAGGAGGACUGAGAGAGAUGGAACAAGAAGAAGUUCAUAUUCAUGGAAUCUCCUACAACGCAAUGUGUAAAAUCUUGAAUUUCAUUUAUACUUCUGAGCUGGAACUCAGUGUCAGCAGUGUACAGGAAACCUUAGCUGCAGCCUGUCAGCUUCAGAUUCCAGAAGUCAUUAAGUUCUGUUGUGAUUUUCUAAUGUCCUGGGUAGAUGAAGAGAACAUCCUGGAUGUAUACAAACUAGCUGACCAUUAUGACUUGAGACAUUUGAGCGAUCAGCUGGACUCCUACAUUUUGAAGAACUUUGCAGCUUUCUCAAGGACACAAGCAUACCGCCAGCUACCCCUGCAGAAGGUCUACUCCCUGCUCAGUAGCAACCGUUUGGAGGUUAACUAUGAAUUUGAAGUUUAUGAUGGUGCACUUUUUUAUCAUUACUCUCCAGAGCAACUGGAGACAGAUCAGGUCUCCCUGAUGGAGCCCCUUAAGCUACUUGAGACAGUUCGAUUUCCUCUGAUGGAACCCCAGAUCCUGCAAAGGCUUCAUGACAAAUUAAGUCCAUGUCCUUUAAAAGAUACAGUCGCAGAUGCAUUAAUGUACCACAAGAACGAAUGUCUUCAGCCAAUGCUCCAGAGCUCCCAGACACAGCUGAGAUCAGAGUUCCAGUGUGUAGUGGGAUUUGGAGGGAUGCAUUCUACUCCAUCCAUUGUUCUCAGUGAUCAAGCCAAGUAUCUGAACCCCCUGUUGGGAGAGUGGAGGCACUUUACAGCUGCACUAGCCCCCAGAAUGUCCAACCAGGGGAUUGCUGUUCUCAAUAAUUUUGUAUAUUUAAUUGGCGGAGACAACAAUGUAAGUGGUUUUCGAGCAGAGUCGAGGUGUUGGAGGUAUGACCCACGACACAACAAAUGGUUCCAGAUCCAGUCCCUACAGCAAGAGCAUGCUGACCUCAGUGUUUGUGUUGUGGACAAUUAUAUAUACGCCGUCGCAGGCCGAGAUUACCAUGAAGACCUGAGAGAAGUGGAGAGGUAUGACCCUAAAAGCAACACUUGGGAAUAUGUGACACCUCUGAAGAAGGAGGUAUAUGCACACGCUGGAGCAGCACUGGAUGGGAAGAUGUACAUUACCUGUGGGAGGAGAGGAGAAGAUUAUCUGAAGGAGCUGCAAUGUUACGAUCCAAAGACUGACCGCUGGGAAGUUUUAGCAGAUGGUCCAGAGAGACGUGCUUGGCAUGGGAUGGCUGCACUGCUGGGAAAGCUCUAUGUGAUUGGAGGAAGCAACAAUGAUUCUGGAUACAGAAGGGAUGUUCACCAGGUUGCCUGCUACAGGCCAAGCACUGAUCAGUGGACAAAUGUAUGUCCACUUCCUGCAGGACAUGGAGAGCCAGGUAUCGCUGUCUUAGACAACAGGAUCUACGUCCUGGGAGGCAGAUCCCACAACAGAGGAAUCCGCAUGGACUAUGUCCACAUUUAUGAUGCAGAGAGAGACUGUUGGGAGGACGGACCCCAGUUGGAGGAUGAUAUUUCUGGGAUGGCUGCCUGUGUCCUCACCUUGCCCAGGGCUAUUUUAAUGGAAACAGAGAAAUGGUUCUCAGAAUGGCAUGCAGACCGCAUGAAGUAUCACCUUGACCUUCCAUCAGAAGUUAUGAGCGUAUCAGACUGGGAAGAAUUUGACAAUUCAAGUGAAGAUUAAAAAAUUUAGUAUUUAUUUUUUGCCAGUAGUUGAGGAAAUUAAGUCUUGAAAGAAAAAAAAAAAAAAGAAAAAAACAUAAAGAUUUUAUAUGUCUUUCUUAUAUCCAUAAAUAUGUAUUUAAAAGUUUGAAAAAUAAGUGUUCUGCACAAAAUGACAUCCGCUGUUAUUAUCUGCUCAUCUGCAAGUGUUUUGCACAAAAUGCCACUACCAGUCAGUAUCUGCUCACCUGCCAGAAAGCAGAAUUUUUAAAGUAACCACAGAACUGCCAUUUCCCCCCAGAUAAAGUAGAGAGGUUCAUUUCCUUUGAAGGAGACUUCUCUCAACUUCCAGCGUGGACAGGAAAAAAAAAAGAAAAAAAAAAAAAGGCACAGAAAGCUCAGCUUGACUGGCUUCUUUCCUUCCAGCUUUUAAUGUGAAAUAGCUCUUUGAGUUUAGGGAGAUUUUAUUUUUUCUGGUAAUAAAACCUUCUAGCAAGCCUAACAUGGGAAGGUAAGAACUAGCACCUCCCUCCUGUGCCGGGUGUCAGCCUGAUCAUUUCUAGCCAGACUGAACAUACAGAAGCAGGAACAGUAGAAGAAAUCUGAAUCUUCAUCUCAUCUGGGCAUGCAGCCAUCCUCAUAGCUGGGUUAGAGUCUGUGAACUGACAUCCAUUCCCAAAUUUCUGUACUACAGGUGCUGACAACGCAGCAGAAAGAUUUCUAGAAACAGCUCUUUGUACAGAAUAAGGCAAUCUCAUCAUUCAACUGUCAGACACAUUUGUUCACAAUCAUAAAUUAAUUAAUAAAUCUUUGUCAGAACGUU
Messenger RNA from Tympanuchus pallidicinctus (lesser prairie-chicken), 3083 nucleotides. RefSeq names its product kelch like family member 22 (gene KLHL22). Gene Ontology annotation, biological process: proteasome-mediated ubiquitin-dependent protein catabolic process; protein monoubiquitination; positive regulation of TORC1 signaling. The transcript is spliced from 8 exons. Gene Ontology annotation, molecular function: protein binding. Gene Ontology annotation, cellular component: nucleus; cytosol; mitotic spindle. The coding region runs from base 366 to 2282 and encodes 638 amino acids. The record is from RefSeq and is a predicted model, not a curated record. Lineage: Eukaryota; Metazoa; Chordata; Aves; Galliformes; Phasianidae.